CAGCAUCCCCGUAAGGCAGGAGUUUCCCCGUUCUGCAGAGGAGGAAAUGGAUUCCGCGCGGCUCAGUGACUUGGCCAAAGUCACCCAGCACGUGGGUGGUGCAGCCGGCGGGUCGGUGUUCCCUUGGUGGCGCCGCAGGACCCAGCACGGGAUGAGGACCCGACCCGGGCAGGUGGCAGCGGGGAAAUCGCCUUUUCCGUUCAGUACCGGCGGGAAAACCCAGAGGACCGCGACUAAGAGGGGCUGGCGGCCGCAGAGCAUCGGGCCAGGGAAGAGCGGCGAGCGGCGGGGGGACGGAAUUUGGGUCUCGGCGGCCGCCGUAGGAGCGGCGCGCGGGUCCCCAUGGCAACGGCCAGACGCAGCGGGAGCUUCUGGGCGGCGGCCGAUUGGACGAGCGAGGCGCGGAAUCGGCGAACUGCCCGCGGCCCCGAGGGUGCAGGCGCCGGGGACCGGUCACUGGAGGGAGCCGGGGGGUGGGGACAGCCAGGGGUGUGGCCGGGUCAGGCUGGGACCUGCGAGGGGGACGCCGCCCCGAAUCCCCGGACCCCCGAUCCCCACUGUCCGGACCAGGAGCCAUCGUUCGGCCUCAGUUUCUCCAAGCGGGAAUUGGGGGGGGGCGGAGUGGGCAUCCCAGUCCAACGGCCCAUCUCAGCCUCUGAGACCCAGGACUUUCUCUCCUCUGCAGCUCCUGGACUGACUGGCGCUGUCCUGACCCAUGGACGCCUCCUCUAGCCCGUGGAAUCCCACCCCGGCUCCCGUCAGCAGUCCUCCCCUGCUGCUCCCCAUCCCUGCCAUCGUGUUCAUCGCUGUGGGCAUCUAUUUGUUGCUGCUCGGAGUAGUGCUGCUGGCUAGGCACUGCCUACUGGCCCAUGGUGGCUGCACCGACUGCAGCUCCCCCUGCAGGAAGCAACGUGCCUCCAGGCCCCAGGACUGUUGCUGGACCUGUGCAGAAGCCUGCGACUUCCCUCUGCCUAGCCCAGCCCACUGCCUGGACGCCUGCUGCCCCCAGCCCACGGAAGCGGCUUGGGCCCCUGGCUGUCCCCGCUGCUGUCCGCUCUGUGACUGUGCCUGUGCUUGCCAACCUCCUGACUGCCAGAGCCUCAACUGUCUCUGCUUCGAGAUCAAGCUCCGAUGAGGCCCCAGAGUCCCUGCCCCUUGGGGAGUGGCCAGCCCCCAGGGCCUACAUGCCCUGCUCCCUGCCCCGCUCCCUGACGGGGCCUCCAGGCACCUUUCUCCAGGCCCCUGGAACCACAAAUGGCCUGCGCAGCUCAUCGGCCUGGGAACCAGCUGUGGAGAGCCUGGCUCCCUGCAGAGCAGGACUCAAGAGAGCCGCUGGCCAUUUGGACUGCAGCCCCUUCUGAGGGCCAGGAGGGAGAGGGGCUAGCGCCCUGCCCAUCUCUCCUCCUUGCCACAUAAACUAUUAUAAUUGAAGGUGAGGGUGGGAGACACUGCUCACCACAGACCACCUCAUGGGACAAACUUGAGCCUGGAGUAUCAGGAUAUAGGAGUACCAAGCCACACAGUGUCCAUGGACUCUUGGUUAUCUUGAGAUCCCUGUGCAAAGAUUGAUUUCUCUUGACAACCUCUGAGGGCUUCAGGCUGGAUUUCCAAGGAAAUGUCCUCCAAAGUACCGGUCCCUGCCAGCGGAUCCGUGGCAAGCAAAGGGCAGGGGUCACCGGAGGAGGUUGCAGACGUGGACUGGGGGGAGGGCGGGAGCCGCCUUAUAACCCAGCCCGGGAGCGGCCCGGCUCACUCGCUGCUGACCAGGCUCUGCCCGCUCCUUCUGCCACCUCGCAGG
Mirounga angustirostris (Northern elephant seal) is the source of this 1798-nucleotide messenger RNA. RefSeq names its product keratin-associated protein 10-2. The transcript is spliced from 6 exons. NCBI's taxonomy places the organism in Eukaryota, Metazoa, Chordata, Mammalia, Carnivora, Phocidae. Bases 716 to 1135 code for a protein of 139 amino acids. The record is from RefSeq and is a predicted model, not a curated record.